Molecule: messenger RNA, 4230 nt
Organism: Galleria mellonella (greater wax moth)
Lineage: Eukaryota; Metazoa; Arthropoda; Insecta; Lepidoptera; Pyralidae
Product: inhibitor of Bruton tyrosine kinase
Exons: 15
Coding region: 417-4151 (1244 amino acids)
Molecular function (GO): protein binding
Source: RefSeq, a predicted model, not a curated record
UCGUUGUCAUUUUUAUUGUAAGUAGAAAAAUAUCUAAACCUAACAAAAGAUUUUCUUUAAUUACUACCAAUAAAUUAAUAUCUAGUUUUUGAAUGUAAUAAUAUUUUACAGUACAUUGGUACUGCUUAUGUAUCUAGUUCCUUUAUAUUUAACGUAGAAGAUGUUGCAAAUUUUCGCUUAUUUGAAAGAUUUUUUCGAGACAGCUGUUUACUUGUAAAGAUUGCCACAACAAACAUUAUGUCGUGCUAAAGUGCAACAGUGUAACCCCUUGGGGGUUACUCCAGAGCUUGGCUCUUCAGUACCUGUAAAGUUGCUCACUAUUUACAUCAACAGAUAGUGUAAAAUUGCAUAUCUAUAAAAGAUUAUUUAUAAAGUUUUUAUUUGUUUUAAUUGAAAGUUAUAGUAUUACUAAAAAUAUGAGUAGGAAUAAAGCAGAGGUGGACUGUACAAGACGGUGUAGGUCCCGAAACCAUGGACAAGCACUCACCAGUGCCAUCACUAAGAGAUCCAGCUCGGAUAAAUCUUUGGCUUGUUUCAUCAAAGCAACAUGUGCUAAUUUCAUAAAAUCCUUUGACUUUGAGGGGCGCACUGCCCUGCACAUGGCUGCUUCUCGCGGUAGAACUCAUCUGAUGGACUGGCUGAUACGCCAUUCUUCAGAAGCCUUUGUGAACGCUCGUGACCGUGAAUCAGGUUACACUCCUUUACACAGGAGUAUAUUUUAUGGUCAAAUACAUUCUGCUGUCUCUCUCAUGAAAAAAGGUGUGAAUCUAGACAUUGUGGAUAAAGAUGAUUACAAAGCGCUAGAGCAUGCUAUGUUGGAUCGACAAUAUAUGUACAAACAUCAGGGCACACAACCUAGCGAGGUGUAUGUUUGGGGGAGCAACUCCAAUUAUACGCUGGGAACAAGCACGCAGCAGCAAAGAAACACUCCUGAACUCUUGGGGUGUUUCAACAGGAAUAACACUUCUGUUAAACAGGUAUGCCUGGGCAAGUUCCACAGCGUGUGGGUGUGCGAAGGUGCCAGCGGGCCCGAGGUGUGGACUUGCGGCCAGGUGGCCCGCGCUGGCGGCCCGCAUUCCACUGCGCUUCGGCCCGUACAACUCCACCUGCCUGAUGCCUGCAACCAGGCCGCGGUUAUGCUCAAUUCCACUGUGUUCCUGCUUGAGAAUGGCUCUAUUGUGCAAUAUACACUCAAUAACACUGACAAUAUUAGUCAAUCCGGCACAAAGACACCAACAUCCAUCAAGCUGCCCAACGUGAAGCCUCUAAUGAAACUAUCCCGGCCGCGCGGCGUGUGCGCAUCUCGCUGGCAUGCCGUAUUCUGGAAUGAGCAUGCUGUGUAUACGUGGGGUACCAAUGUGGGACAACUGGGACAUUCUCAUGAGGACAAAGUCGUGCCGACGCCGAAAAAGGUUGCGAUAUCCUUGAACAACAAGGACGAGGCGGGCAUAGAGCUGGCGGGCGCGGCGGACGCGGCCACCGUGAUCACCACCAGCCGCGGCGACGUCUACCUGCUCCAUAAGAAUAUAUGCAAGAAGAUAGCUAUCAAGCAAAUUAAUCUUCGCCAAGUAUGCGUGGAGGCGAAGGUAAGCGAACAGGGUGUUUACUCUCGGGUGACCGUGCUGCUACUCACCAAUGUGGGCCAGCUGCUCAUCUGGCAGGACACCACCAACAAACUCACCAGAUGCGUAUUCGGAUUAAGCCACCAGAUUGUUAUAACUCAAAUGACUCUCACACAUGACGCCCUUUAUUUCACAACGAAGUACGGCGAAGCGUUUAUCGGGAAUAUAUCGCGGAAAGCCCCGCACCUAACUUCGACGCAGCCUAUCACAAAAGAGAGAGAGAAGGACAACAACAAAUCAGCGCUAGUAAAGUUUCUAGAGAAGGACGACUGUACUAAUGUCCGGAUAACAAAGAUACCGAAUAUACAUAGGGCUGUCUCAAUUGCAGUUGAUAGUGAGGGACAAAAUUUUGCGUGUUUGCAGAUAAAACCUACAUGUGGACUGACAUCGUUACCAGAACUUUCCCCAUCCAGUCUCACGAAGCACAUGGAAACACUGUUGGAGACGGCCAGCGAUGACGAUUUGCUGCACGACGUAACUUUUAAGGUCGGCACAAAAUAUUACCCUGCACACAUAUUCAUAAUCGCUUCCAGCAGCGAACACCUCUACAAAUUGUACCAAGAGAAACUGACCAGCCCUGAAGAUAAGCCAGUUAUAUUAUUGGAGAAUGUUCAUCCAGAAGUAUUUGAUCGGAUAUUGAGGUAUAUGUAUACGGGCACUUGCGACGUUGCUGAACUGGGCCCCUGCAGUUUGAAGAUAAGGAGGGAAGAUCUGAACACCAUGAUAAAGAAAGAGAAAAAUAAUAUUGAUGUCGAAAUGGAGUUGAUAGAAAAUCCAUCAGAAAUAUCAGCGUUCGAAGUAUACAGGGAACAUGAUAAAAUUAAGAAGAACUACCGUAAAUCUCGAACGUCAGACACUCCGCCGCGCAACCUUUACUGCGAUCCAAUAAAACUGGUGCAAGCGACCGCCAAGCGAUUACAAGUUAUGGGCCUGCAUAAACUUCUAGAAAAAUUCUACUACAGAGAAGGCACAGUGUACCUAAAGGACAACGCCAGCUACAGUCGACCGGCGGCGCCGUGCUGGUCGCGAACAGAUCUCGCCGCACUAGCGGACACGCGCGUGUGCGGCCGCGCCGGCUCCCCCACGGCCGCGCACCGCUGCCUGCUGGCGGCGCGUCUCGAAUACUUCCACGGGAUGUUCAUGCACUCCUGGACUGAGAGCAAACUGUUAUCUCAAGUGACCCUACCAAUAAACGAAACAAUACUUUUGCCUGUAAUAGAUUUUCUUUAUACUGACUCAUGUCCAGAGAUUGAGAACUCUGAUAGCAUCGACUUCAUCUGCAGUAUGCUUAUAGUAGCAGACCAGUUGUUUAUUACACGCCUAAGAGAAAUGUGUGAAAUCGCACUGGCCAACCUAAUUACGCUCAAGAACUGCUCGGAGCUCUGUCAGUUUGCUCACACAUACAACGCAACACAGCUCAAACAAUGCUGCAUGGAGUUUAUAUCACUCAAUUUAUGCAGUAUCCUAGAAAACCAUUCGUUAGACCAUCUUGAGGAAGCAUUGCUUGAAGACAUUACAAGUUACUACUGCAAAUUCAAUCCUAUCAUGGCAUCUAGAGUUAUAACUCCAUUCUUUAAUGCACCAAGUGAUGAUAUAAUUGAUGAUUGUGCAGUAAACUUCCCUAUAGACUUAGAAAUUACUGAUGAAGAUCUCAAACGCGACGACAAUUUAGAGGUUACAAAGAAGAAGAAACAAUCCAAAAAAAUUGAAUACACUGAAAGCGAAAAAGCUAGAAUGAGAUAUGAAUCUGUUAGUUCAGUAACUUCUCUGGACUUAUCUAAUGAAGUGUCGGGCGAUAUAACAUUGUCUUUGAGCAAUAUAUCUAAAGAGGCAGAGAAAGGAGCUCGGGACAAACAAGAGAAAUGGAUAGAGGUGCCAUCCUCACAGCAGAAACAACAGAAAGUAGUUCAAGCAAGAUUAAAGGCUAUAUCUAGCGCUCGGGACAUUUUAAAUGAAACUCCUACUGAAUCAUUUAUGAAAUUGACAAGAAAUAAUUCAGUUAAUUCCAUAUCCAAUAAUAACAUGCAAGAUAGUGUUCCAACUACUUCACGGAUGUCAGUGUCUCCGAAAGACUCGCCCAUAACAGAAAUGUCUAGAAGCUCGCAAGGAAAUCUGGUAAUCAGUCAUAUAGGACCAAAGAUGUCACAGAAGCAGAGGAAGAAAUUGGCGAUGCAGGGCAAUGAUCAUCAACCUCAGAAUCUGGAUGAUUUUAUGAAUAAAUUAAUCCUUGGUAGUCCUCCAGAGAAACCUAAGAACCCUUGGAAGAUAUGUGAGCCACCGGUUGCUAGCAGUAGCCCUAACAAAAAGACCAUUGAGUUUAAUCAAAUCUUAACAGAUCAGAAAAAGCAAAAAGAAGAUUUCUCAAGAAUCAUGACUAAACCACUAACACUAACACAGCUUGAAGACAAAGCUAUAGAGGAGCUGGAACGAUUCUACAAUAUUCAUGAAGUAGAUGAUGAACUGAUUACAGUGAGGCGAAUAGAACUGCAAGUGUCUUCUCCCCAGUGGAUCCAUACUGCCCCUAAGUGAUAUUAUGUGCUAUUUUAUACUAUUUGAAUCUGAUUAUACUAUAUAUUAAAACUUAUUUUAAAUAAAAAGAAAUGCCAUA